AUGACUUCAAAUCUUUCCCCAGAAGAGCGAAGGGUCAUUUUCACUCGGCACAUUGACGCUAUAAGGUUUUCCGACCCCAAAACCACGUUAGACCUCAGUACAUUGUCCUUCCCAGCAUGGAGGAGUACAUUGAUCGAAUCUUUCGUCGAAAACAAUAGGACGAAGGAUCCCAAUGCGCUGCUGCCAUCGCGGUCGCGACUGGAAAGGAUAAUCCGGGACAAGUCAGCGAUCGCCGCUGAUCCCGGCGUCAUUUUGGACGUACCAGAGGGCUACAUGGGAACUCCAGCUUCGUAUAAGAAUGAAUUGAAGUACGAAUACGUCACUGAGGGUGACAUGCUGAAGCAUGCACCCAAAGGGGGAGAUAGAAACAAGGUGGAAUGGAAGCUAGUAGUACCAGGCGAGGAGUUUUGGGCCCUCUUCGCAGAGACUCAUUUGCCUGGCCACAUUGGCAGAGACAAAUGUUUUUUUAGCGUAGGCCCAAUAAAGUAUCUCUCCAAGAAGACCAUUGGGAACUUUAUACUUAGCUGCUGUAGUUCUUGCGGGGGAAGAAAGAGGGGAAAGAGGGAGCUGCCAGUCGAAGGAGAUGCUAUCGAAGGGCCAGCCGCUAAAAGACGCGUUGGGGUCAGUCAAAUUGACGAAUCCAUUCCUUCUCCCGCUUCUGCGGGUGUGGUGGGGCCUGGUUACGUCGCCGCUCCACGCUGUCAGUUGGCCAGCCCUUCGUCGGCUCUCUAUGCUUCUGGUCCCUCCAACCCUGGCGCCGGCGGAUCGGAUUUCAAUGGUGAGGCUGGGCAGUACUAUGAGAGUUUGGAAUCCCCUGAGGAUUUAGAGCUCUUUGGAAGUCGUUUUGACAAUCUCCCUGACCUUGCCACUCCGACUUCCGAUGCUAUUUCCGCUUCUUCUUCCGCUCCUACUGCGGCUCUCGUCUCGUCUUCAAAUACUAGUUUUCAGGAAUCCUCGUUAGUGGAUGAUAUGGUUGCCUCGUGGCGUGCAUUUGACAAAGAUUUUUUUUACUGCUAA
Botrytis byssoidea is the source of this 1017-nucleotide messenger RNA. RefSeq lists its product as uncharacterized. NCBI's taxonomy places the organism in Eukaryota, Fungi, Ascomycota, Leotiomycetes, Helotiales, Sclerotiniaceae. The record is from RefSeq and is a predicted model, not a curated record. The transcript has a single exon. Bases 1 to 1017 code for a protein of 338 amino acids.